GGUAUCCACAAGCCAGAGUGUAACCGUGAAACUUGUGCAAACUAAAUAAACAUGGAGACCAACAAAUCCUCGAGCUCUGCCGAAGUAUCCCUGCGAAGCCCCGGCGAACCCACGCCGACCGUGCUGGAGGAACAGCGAACGGGCAUCGUAAGCGAACUGACGGCCGUUUCGGUCGCCGUGGCUGUGGCUGCCUCCGAUAAGUCCCACACUGACCGAAGCUCGUUUGCGGACAAUCUAGAGGAGGCGCUCAAGGAGAAGAACAUCCCCGUACGGAAGAACCUCUCGCAGGAGGAAGAGGAUGUCGGCGAUGAGGAGGAGGAGGUGUGCGAAGAAGAGGAAGUUGUUGAGGAAGAAGAGGUAGAAGAAGAAGAGGAAGUUGAAGAAGAGCAGGAAGAAGAGGUACCCGUAAAGUCUGUCGAGGUGAAGCAGCAAACAGUCGAGCCACCGCAGCCGGUAAGUAGGCUGGGUGAAGGAAAGACUGCGAAAGAUCCUGCACCGACUCCUGGCAAGGAAGAACCAGUAGAAAAGGAGACCACGGAGGUUGAGACAAAGAAGGAACUCGAAAUUUCUCCCACAAAAGAGGUAGGCAAGCAGCUUGAAGUCGAGCAGAACGUAAGCUCGGCAACAUCGGAGUCUACCUCCAACGACAUAGAACCUACACCUCAGUCACAGGUCAGCGAGGAGGGACAUGAAACUGUGGCCAGCGAAGGAAAGGAAACGAUAACGGUUGAAAAGACAUUCACUGAGGUUUCGAAGUCGCAGAGUCACCAGGAAUCCACGAGCGGCGAGCUGACGGCUGAGCAUGGUGAUAAACCGAUGGUGCCACCCCAGACGUACCUCUGGGAGGAGGUCAAGAAGUCCAAGGAACAGGUAAGCGAUGGUGGCUAUCCCUGGACUCACCUUUACAAGGGUGACCUUGAGGAAGGAGCGCAAGGCGAACUACCGGACGCUGGUUCACCCUCGUCGAACCGUCGACGAAAGGUCGAAGAGCAAUCCGCAGAAGCGGCAGAAGUCGAAGCAGAUGUGAAGAAAGUUAAGGUCCUUAAUGGCGAACACCGGAACGGGACGACCGAUAACGAUGCUAUGGAAGUCGAUGAAGCAACCGGCUCGAAUGGACACUGUGUAGAACCACAGGAAGAAGCGGCCGGACCGAGUGAAUCAAAGCCUCAGUCACCGCGACGAAGCAGAAAGCGUGCGGCUUCGCAUGAGCCGGAAUCGACCGGGCGACAUUCAGUGAAGGAAGAGAUACAGCACUUCCUGGACGAGCAUCCGGCGAUCCGCAGCUUCAGCAACAGCCUCACACGUAAGGGCAAGAAGACGCGUACCUUCGUGAGCCGAUCACUGGAACGGGCGAAAUCAAUGGCCGACCGGCAGAUCGAUCGAGCCCGCGUGCAGAUGAACACACUACGUCGUAAGAAGGCCGCAUCGGAACCACGAGGUUUCCCGGAGCAGAAGAUCCUGAACCUGCGGGAGUCACCGCGACUGAACAAUCGCGAAAUUCCGGCCUACGUCGUGAGACAGCCGAGUGAUGAGGUGAUCGAGACCGUUGAUGAGGAAAAGAUCGUCAAGGUGACGGUGGACACGGAUGCCUCCAAGCGCACGGUUGUCGAGCCGGACGAGAUUAUUGAGCUGCCAAAGGAUGAGAAUCUGCUUCCAGAACCAACGGAGGAACCUGUAAUGGUCGUGGAAGUGUCCGCACCAGCCACAACUGGCCCAUCCGUUGCAGAGGAAGAUCGGUACGAGAUUAUCGAACCACCAAAAUCGACGGUAGCUGAUACCGUCCAGCAGAGUGCCGCAGUUGCCGAGCCACCUAUAGUUCCUGUGAAAGCCAAGCCACCUCUGAAAGCACCUCGCGAAAAGAAGGAACACCAUUACGAGGACAUUGAAGACCUGCCACCACAAGACUCGAAGGAUGCCGUUGUGGAGGUGACAGCAGAAGCAACACCGCUAGACGCUAAGCUCCAGCGGCAGGAUCAUGUUAGCGAGAGCAUAGAUCCCAUUCUCGGAGAGAUGCUGGGCAACGAGAAGAUCAAGAUCUCGCUUCAGCUGCAGGACGAGAAGUUUGUGGACGACAUGUUUGGUCGGCGGAAGCACCUCGAUGAGAUUCUGCAACAGUCAUCGGAAGACGAACGUGAGAAGGAACCGGCAGUAAAGACCGCAAACAAGGGCUUGCUGGCGCCAAUCUCGUCCAUCGAUUCAACAUCUUCAGAUGAGGAGGCUCGUCGGACGCACUUGGCCACCCUGGCAGAGGAGAGCGAUACUGGCAGCGUCGAUGGAGGCACACCAUGCAAGAAACAGGACUCACUGAAGGACUCCGAGUUGCCACCGGUACAGGAGUGUACUAAAGAGCUGGAGCUAACACCCGCUGAGGAACGACUGCUAAUGGAGGCGGGACAAACGUCAACGCCAUCGGAAACACCCAAAGCAGAAGAACCGUCGACUGCAGCGAAAGCGCAAUCGGAACCGGUGUCAGUGGUCGAAACGGAGCAAUCAAAGGUUGACACUCGUUGGUCAAAAAUGAGAGACAUAACGAGCACCCGGUCUCGACAGGGCAAGAUUAAUAGUGGUCAAAUUGAAGCCAAACAUUUCUCAAACACGCUGUGA
Molecule: messenger RNA, 2604 nt
Organism: Anopheles nili
Lineage: Eukaryota; Metazoa; Arthropoda; Insecta; Diptera; Culicidae
Product: titin-like
Exons: 4
Coding region: 52-2604 (850 amino acids)
Source: RefSeq, a predicted model, not a curated record